Lutzomyia longipalpis is the source of this 1277-nucleotide messenger RNA. RefSeq names its product transcriptional adapter 1-like. The transcript is spliced from 2 exons. Gene Ontology annotation, cellular component: SAGA complex. The coding region runs from base 88 to 996 and encodes 302 amino acids. NCBI's taxonomy places the organism in Eukaryota, Metazoa, Arthropoda, Insecta, Diptera, Psychodidae. Gene Ontology annotation, biological process: regulation of transcription by RNA polymerase II. The record is from RefSeq and is a predicted model, not a curated record. Gene Ontology annotation, molecular function: transcription coactivator activity.
CUCUUCGGCUCCUUACACCUUGUGUCAAUAGCAAAAUAGCCAGUAGCACUGAAAAGGAAAGCAAGAGUCCCAAAAUAAGAGGAAAUUAUGGAAGAGGAUGGAGUUGUCGUGGCCAGGAAUGCCCUGAUGGAGGCUUUGGGGGAGAAUUGGGCGAAAUACCUCAAUUACCUCAGUAUGUGGUUCCGGAAUAACAACUUUACGCAGGAAAUGUUCGACAAGGAAGCCCGGAAGCUGCUCACAAUUGAACAGAUGCACCUCCAGAAUCAAUUUAUCUGUGCUAUCAUAAGGAAAACUUGUGGUUUCACCCAAUCAGUUGCAUUGAAGAGCAUCCAAGCACCCGUACAACCGGAAAAGUGUCACAACAGUGUGAAGAAGAAGCGCAAGAGGAGUUUCCGGGCAUCUGAGAGGGCAACCUUUGAACCAGCUCCUGUGUAUGAUUACCUUCCGGCUGAACCCACGCAGGAUACCCAACAUCACAAUUCGAAUUAUCAACAGAGAUUUGUUGCGCAGGAAUUAUUUCUGCCCGAUAGUGCUCUAAUUAUGGGACGACUCCUUGUGGGUGCAUGGGAAAUUGGUUUAGUGAAUGUGGAGGAUUCAGCAGCGGAGAUGCUCAGUGUUGCUGUGCAGAUGCUCCUCAAGAACAUCCUCUCGAUGAUCUUUAUGAAGAAGAAGAUGUUCAAAACAACCUCCGAAGGGGAUUUCUUCUACGACGUUGGGCAUCCAGUGAAGAAUCCCUUCCUCCGGAAUACCGUCACACGGCAAAAGAUUGACGAUGGACCCGUGGACAUACGGCGGGAGAUCACCCUCGUGGGGAAUGGUACGAAAAUUCCCAUUGACGACACGGUGUACCUGGCUGAAUGCGGAGAAGUUUUACCACCAAAGCAUCACAGUAUCACCGUUCAGGAUCUCUAUAGAGCCUUCCAGGAUCGCAAUAUUAUACCUUCGCAUUCGGUGUACUCCAUCAAUGCAGAGAGGAUAAGCAAUAGUCUCGGCUAGCGUCUACAAAAUCUGGUUCCUCCAGCAACGAAGAAUUCUGCAGAAAUUUACUACAUAUGGCGAAAGAAAAUGUUGGCUGAAGCAUAAAAGAUUUAUGUUCUCACCUAAUGCUGUGAAGUCAAAACACCCUUCUCUUUAAAUCUUGAAUCCAGCUGUAACUAAUAUUAUACAGAAAGAGGAUAUUUGUUAAUUUACUGGAAGAAAGUUAAUAUUAAAAAUAAAAAAAAGAAACUCAAAGUUCAUUGUACAAAGUGUAUUAAAUAAAAAUUUUUCUUUUAUAA